Molecule: messenger RNA, 678 nt
Organism: Rhizopus microsporus ATCC 52813
Lineage: Eukaryota; Fungi; Mucoromycota; Mucoromycetes; Mucorales; Rhizopodaceae
Exons: 4
Coding region: 1-678 (225 amino acids)
Biological process (GO): maturation of SSU-rRNA from tricistronic rRNA transcript (SSU-rRNA, 5.8S rRNA, LSU-rRNA)
Cellular component (GO): preribosome, small subunit precursor; nucleolus
Source: RefSeq, a predicted model, not a curated record
AUGGCAUUUGUCAAUCAACAACAACAACAACGUCAAGGAGGCUUCAAAAGAAAAAGAAACAAUAAUGCAGAGGCUCCUGAGAGCUCGAGUAAAAUAAAAAAGAGAAUAAGAGACAUUAACCGUACACUGAAUAAAAAGAACAAGGACACUCUUUCAGCACAAGCUAUUAUAGAAUUAAAGAGAAAGUUACGUACACUUCAAUAUGAAUUAGGUGAAAGAGUGAUUGAUGAUAAAGAGCAAAAAAUGGCAACCAAAUAUCACGCUGUCAAACACUUUGAGCGUAAAAAGACAGAAAGAAAGAUCAAUCAAAUAGAAAAGCAGCUUAAGGAAGAAAGUGAUUCAGAAAAGAAAAAAGAGCUUCAAGUAAAACUUGAGGAAUUCAAAUUGAAUAUGUUGUAUAUUAGAAAUUAUCCCAAGACUGUUCCUUAUGUAUCUCUUUACCCUAAAGGCAAUGAAAAUGACGAGAAAUCAGUUGCUAGAAAGCAAAGAAUAUUACAAGAGAUUAAAACUGCUUUGGAAAAAGGAGAUAAAAGUCUACGAGAGUUCACAAAAUCUUAUCGUGACAAGUAUAGAGAAAAGCUUAUUAAACAAGGUAUUAUCAUAAUUGAGCCUCUUGCUGAAGAUGAAGAACAACAACAAGAAGAAAAGGAAGAUGAGGAUGACUUUUUUGAAAAAUAA